This is a messenger RNA of Cheilinus undulatus (humphead wrasse), 2572 nucleotides long. RefSeq names its product ezrin a (gene ezra). Gene Ontology annotation, biological process: positive regulation of early endosome to late endosome transport; positive regulation of protein localization to early endosome; regulation of organelle assembly. The transcript is spliced from 13 exons. The coding region runs from base 264 to 2057 and encodes 597 amino acids. Gene Ontology annotation, cellular component: filopodium; plasma membrane; adherens junction. Lineage: Eukaryota; Metazoa; Chordata; Actinopteri; Labriformes; Labridae. The record is from RefSeq and is a predicted model, not a curated record. Gene Ontology annotation, molecular function: actin binding; cell adhesion molecule binding.
GUGGCGUCUUACCCAGCAGCGCUCGGGCGACCACACUGGAGGUAAAUCUGUCAGUUCGAGUGUGAUAGUAACCAAGCUGAUCCUCCCACGUCACUGUGAGCAGCCGAGUUCAAAGGACACCAGCCCUGCCCUUGAGUCUGCCAGCGAGAGCGCAGCGCCGGUCUUUAUCAGGUGGAGGUUCUGCUGGGAGUCGGCCACUGGUGCCUCGGUCAGCCUGGGAAACACUUUCUUCUGCUGGAGCUCGUCCACCAACCAGAGCCAAGAUGCCCAAAACAGUCAACGUACGUGUCACCACGAUGGACGCAGAGAUGGAGUUUUCCUUCCAUCCAAGCACGACCGGAAAGCAGCUUUUUGACCAGGUUUCCAGGACCAUUGGACUGCGUGAGAUCUGGUUCUUCGGGCUUCAGUUUGUCGACUCCAGAGGUAUCCUCACAUGGCUGAACCCUCAGAAGAAGGUGAUGCUCCAGGACCCAAAGAAGGAAAGCCCGCUUCAGUUCAAGCUCAGGGUCAAGUUUUACCCCGAGGACGUGACCGAGGAGCUGAUCCAGGACGUCACCCGGAGGCUUUUCUUCCUGCAGGUGAAGGAAGACAUCCUGGAAAGCAAUGUGUACUGCCCUCCAGAGACCGCCGUGCUGCUCGCCUCAUACGCCGUCCAGUCCAAGUACGGAGAGUACAACAAGUCCCUUCAUCAAAAAGGUUACCUGGCCUCAGAGCGCCUGCUGCCCAAGAGAGUGCUGGAUCAACACAAGCUAUCCAAGGAACAGUGGGAAGACAGGAUCCAGAUUUGGCAUGAUGAGCACAAACACAUGCUGAAGGAGGAGGCCAUGAUCGAGUACUUAAAGAUCGCUCAGGACCUGGAAAUGUUUGGCGUCAACUACUUUGAGAUCAAGAACAAGAAAGGCACAGACCUGUGGCUGGGAGUUGACUCUUUGGGACUUAACAUCUACGAGAAGCAGGACAAGCUGACCCCAAAGAUCGGAUUCCCCUGGAGUGAGAUCAGAAACAUUGCUUUCAAUGAUAAGAAAUUCAUCAUCAAGCCCAUAGACAGGAGAUCUACUGAUUUCAUAUUCUUCGCCCCACGUUUGCGAGUGAACAAACAGAUCCUGGCUCUCAGCAUGGGAAACCAUGAACUGUACAUGCGCCGGCGUAAAGCUGACACCAUUGAGGUGCAGCAGAUGAAGGCCGAGGCCAAAGAUGAGAGGUUGAGGAAGAGGAUGGAAAGAGAUCAGCUGGAGAGCGAGAAGAAGAGGAGGGAGAACAUUGAAAGAGAGAAGGAGAGCAUGGAGAAGGAGAAGCAGGAACUGCUGAUGAGGCUGUACGAGUACGAAGAGACGACCAAGAGAGCAGAAAGAGAGCUCCAGGAGCAGCUGGACAGAGCCAUGAGGCUGGAGGAGGAGAGGAGGAGGGUGGAGCAGGAGGCGGCCCGGCUGGAGGCUGAGAGGAUGGAGGCCAUCAUCGCCAAGGAGGAGCUGGCCAGGCAGGCCGAGGACCAACUAAAGAGCCAGGAGCAGCUGGCUGCAGAGUUGGCCGAGUACAACAGCAAGAUCCUGGAGCUGGAGGAGGCCAAGAGAGUCAAAGAGGAAGAGGCUGAGAUAUGGCACAGCAAGGCGACUGAAGUCGAGGAGGAUCUGUUAAAGGUGAAGGAGGAGCUGAUCAGCGUCAGGACCUCAACCAUCCCAGCUCCUGUGGCUGCCCCCCCUCCUGAGUCCUCCUCCUCCUCUUCCUCAGAUGACGAAAGCGACCACGAGGUGCACAGCGAUCACGAGGAGCACAGCGAGGUGAACAGCACCCACAGCGCCGAGCUGCAGACAGAGGGCAUCCAUGACCACCGCCUGGAGGAGGAGCGGGUCACGGAGGCCGAGAAGAACGAACGCCUGAGGAGACAGCUGCAGGCCCUGAGCGAAGAGCUCGCAGACGCCCAACACGAGACCAAGAAGACCCAGAUAGAUCUCCUCCACGCCGAGAAUGUCCGAGCCGGCCGCGACAAGUACAAGACACUGCGUCAGAUCCGCCAGGGCAACACCAAGCAGAGGAUCGAUGAGUUCGAGGCCUUGUAGGAAACCUUAGACACCCAACGAUUUCCCCGUUCAGCCAUGUUUGUAGUUUUAAGAGUCAACCAAUCGAUUUUAAAGACGGAGAGAAACAUGCAGCUGUAAAAGUACAUCCAUGAGUUUUAUUUUAUUGGUUUAACGUUAUUUUGUUUUGCAUUGUAGCACUCAAACAUCUCCAAUGUGCUAUUUGGACCCAUUAAAACAAAUAAGAAAGCUGGUGUGUUUCUGGCAUAAUAUAUGAACAAAGCUUCUUUGUAACCAAAGUGUUUUAAAAAAGGGAAAUUUAGUAUCAUGACAAAGCUACAUCAAACUGAAGUAGAUCAGAUUAGAUUUAUUCUAGCUUGUAGAAAUGCAGUUUGCUAUCAUUUGAAUUAAUAACUUAAAUAAUAAUUAUCUUUUGAGUUCAUGUUUUGCAUUCAUAAUUUCAUCAGAGUUAAAAUAAACAUCUUAAUAUUUUUACUUUCUGUCGAACUAAAUGUCCAGAAUCCCAUCACAAAAAGGUUUUAUUCUGAUUACAACAA